GGGAAGUUGCUACCGUUUUGUUGGAGCUGAAACGUCGCCCUUUUAUCCUAACAUGACUGAAACGAACAUUGCUGACUGAUGUAAAGUGACUCUUCGGCCGUGUAACAUGCAACAUGUUUGCCGGCGAGAGCACAUAAAGGAGGAAGUGUCGGACAAUAGAGCAGUGAGGUGUGUUUCCGUGUUUGCGCGUCAGUGUGCCAGGAGGAGGAUUCCCACAAACACAACUUCUGGCGCGUGCUCUCUUUCUAUCACAUUCCACCACUGUCCUGCUUCACCUCAUCUAAAGAUCAUUUGGAUACAUGCACACUGCUAUUCACUGAAGGGUAGCAGUGGGUGUUGGGAUUAAUUGGGAAAGAAUCCCCAGCCUAAAUAUGAGCUCAGUUAAAGUGUAGGACUCCUUGAUAGUCUCGUGCUGAUCGCAGCGUCACAGCUCUAAUUUGCAGCGCCUCAUGUUGUGAAGCGAUUUGCAUAAGGACUUCCGCCCCUGCUUUUCCACUUCUGCAUCGACUGCGAAGCUGGUGAAACGAUGCCACACACGGACACCACAGGAGCCGGCACGCAACCUUGCUGACCCGAGCAAGAUGUGUCCUAGAAGCCCAUAAUUAUUUGGAUGUUUUCAGCUUGGAUUUGCAUGGACACUAAGGACGGGAUGUGACAGUGGAACUCGUGGAGGCGGAUCUUCUUGACACCGUGUAUUCAGUUCGCUAUGCUGGAGGGACUACACACGAUGUUCGCCUCCUCUCUGUGGAACUAUACCGAUUAUUUUGGCUGAGGCCAGUCCGGACUCCUAAAACGCACUGGAUGCAUAUUAACCUGCCUUUUCUUUUUUGAGGGGGGAUUAUCGCCUUUUUUUUUUUUUUUUUUUUUUUUUGCGUGCACCUUGUUGGAAGGGAUGUUCCUAAAUUGGGAAUUCUUCCUGAUCUGUUCACACUUUUGUCUUUGGGACUUGACUUAAGGAAGUGACUAUGGUGUUAGUUAAGCAACCGGCUUUUUAAACUACUAAUAGUAAUAAAGCUUGAUUUAUUUUUUGAGUCAGUGUGGCGCAGUAUGAGCAAAUUCGGACAGAGUUUGGUUUUUUGAAACGCUCUUUUAAUGUUACAUAUAAACACUUUUAUGAAACAGAGACCUUUAGAAAAAGUAAUGGUACUAUCUGUUGGUUUUUUUUUUAUAGCUAAUAUAUUGCGCGCGAGCUCCUAUGCGAUGGUAUUCUGACUACUCUUGUGUCUGGCCUUGCUUUCUGGUGAAUUAAGGCUUCACUUUCCCCGACACUUUGGACGGCUACUGUGGCUUUAUUUUUUUUUAUUUUUUGCCCUUUUUCCCCCAAAAGAAAAUUCACUAAGCCUUUCUUUUUGUGUGUGUGUGUGUCCUCUCCUGCCGUGGGAGGAACUGAAAGCUUUUCGUCCAUCAUGUCUCAGUUGUCUGGGUUAGCGCGCACUGUGCUACGUGGACUCUUCAUCUGUGCGCUUGUGGGAUUAGAGCUGAUCUUCUCAGGAGCUUUGGCUGCUCCAGACACCACCAUCGUGUCAACUCCAGAUCCGUGCCUGACCGUGAUCCCGCCCUGCAUGAAUGAAGAUGAUCGCUUCAGCCUUGAGGCACUGCGACACAUCCACAAGCAGCUGGACGAUGACAACGAUGGUGGCAUCGAAGUCAACGAGAGCGUGGAGUUCAUCAUCGAGGACAUGAAGCAGCAACAAACGAACAAACACAGCAACCUGCACAGAGAGGACCAGCACAUCACUGUCGAGGAGCUGUGGAAAGGAUGGAAGACGUCUGAAGUUCAUAACUGGACGUUGGACGAUGCAGUCCAGUGGCUGAAGGAAUCAGUAGAGCUUCCACAGUAUGAAACAAACUUCAGAGAGUUCAGAGUUAAUGGCAAUACGCUACCUCGAAUAGCGGCUAAUGAACCGUCAUUUAUGUCAUCACAACUAAAGAUAUUAGAUCAACGACAUAAACAGAAAUUAAAUUUGAAGGCGCUGGAUGCUGUGCUGUUUGGACCACCGUUACGGCCACAGCAUAAUUGGUUGAAAGACUUUGUCCUCAUGGUGUCCAUCAUCAUCGGGGUAGGCGGCUGCUGGUUCGCCUAUGUGCAGAACAAGUCCUCCAAAAUCCACAUCGCCCGCAUGAUGAAGGACCUGGAGAGCCUGCAGAGUGCUGAACAGAGCCUGAUGGAGCUGCAGAGCAGGCUAGAGAAAGCACAAGAGGAGAAUCGCACAGUGGCAGUGGAGAAGCAGAACCUGGAGCAGAAGAUGCGAGACGAGAUCAAUGGUGCAAAGAGGGAAGCGUACCGUCUGCGAGAGCUCCGCGAAGGAGCCGAGUGCGAACUCAGUCGACUCAAAUAUGCCGAAGAGGAACUGGUGCAGGUGCGUGUGGCUUUAAAGCGAGCUGAGAAAGAGUUACAGUCAGAGCGGUCAGUUCCUGAAGCUUUACAGAUGUGGCUGCAGCUCACACAUGAGGUGGAGGUCCAGUACUACAAUAUCAAAAAACAGAAUGCAGAGCUACAGCUCACCGUCGCCAAGGAAGAGGCAGAGAAGAUAAAAAAGAAGAGAGGUUCUGUCUUUGGUACUCUCCAUGUAGCUCACAGUUCAUCACUGGAUGAGGUUGAUCAUAAAAUACUUGAAGCCAAGAAGGCCCUCUCUGAGGUGACAGCAUGUCUGCGUGAGCGUCUUCAUCGCUGGCAGCAGAUUGAAAGACUGUGUGGGUUUCCUGUGGUGCAGAACUCGGGUCUGCCAAGCUUGAGUGCAUCGCUGUACUCGGAGCACAGCUGGGUGGUGAUGCCACGUAUGUCACUUCCCCCCUACCCCAUUGCAGGAGGAGUGGAUGAUGUGGAUGAGGACACGCCCCCCAUCGUCCCACAGUUUAACUCUCCACUGGCUCGUCCUCCUCUGCUGCGUAACAGCAGUUUGUGUCGCUCUCGGCGGAGUCUUCUUUCCCACCAAGCUUCUAUUGUCUCAGCUGAUCCUGACCUGCUGUCUAUGGCCUCAGCACCAGGCAUCUACAGACCAGAGCCAGACGACGAACACAUUUUCUUCAGCGUCGACACAAAAAGAGACUCUCAGGACACGUGUUCAGAUUCAGACUCUCUAAGUUCCUCCGUGGGAAGAAAGCAGUUGUCCAGCUCGUGCACUCAAGGAUCAGAAACACCGCAGCGGAAGAUCUCCCGUGAUGAGCUCCUCUUGUUGGCUCAGGAAGCACAAGCCACUGCCUUGGAGGCCACCAUCUCCUCAUCACUUCCAGCUUCAUCUUCCGUUGAUCCCACUUCAAUUCGCAAGGGCUCUCCUGACCUCACUCGUUCUGCUAUCCCAGAAUCCCAGAGUUUGACCUUUCACCCUGCCACUAAGGUGGCAGCUUAUAACGGCAUGCUGGAGAAGUCAUACAGCUUGGGCCAGUUGCCUGCUGGCGGGACGCCCCCAGAGGGACGUUACACUUCCCUAAGCUCUCUAGACAUGGAUGGAAAGACAAGCAAAGAGGCCAAACAGCUCCUGUCUUCCUCCAGUCCCCCAGACUCCUGCGACAACCCUGAGAAAAAGCGCUCAAAAAUCAAGAGCUUAUUCAAGAAGAGCAAAAAGCAAUGAAGGAAAGGAGAGUAGUAUCAGAUGAAGACAUAAAAUAGCCUUAAAACAAAUAAAAAAAAAUAUGAAUGGACUUUCAACCAGAUGCCAAAAUGUUUAGUUCUAUUUUUCUUUCUUUUUUUUUUUAUAUUUUAUUUUUAUUAAAACAGAAUGUAGCUCCGGCUAGGUGCUAUCCUGGGUUGGAAGCCUUUAUAGUCCAGUCGGACUGGCAUGUUGUCAUUCAAACAUCACAAAUGGUCAAAAAUCAAGGGUCUUUUUGGUCUUUUUAAAAUGACUAAAGAAGAACUGUGCACUUCUUUCUGUCGUGGUUUUAGGGUUGACUGUCAAGAGUUGGAUCAUCAUAAAGCACCAAACAAAAAAUGAAACUAACAUACGAUGUAAUAAAAAUCCUAUUUAUUCAAAGAAUAACAUACUUUAUAAGAAAUACAUCAUCUCUACCGUAACUUAUGGAUAACUGUUCAUUUGAAAAGCUUGUUUGUGUAAGUAAUAAACCAAUAAAAGUCCUACUUUACAAAUAUAGUCAAAUUUGAAAAGUGCUAAUGAUGUAUAUAAUAUACAGGGCAAUGCAUAAGUAUGUGCCUUCCUUGAUCUUUUCCACAUUUUCUAGUAUAAAUUGAAACUGUCAUGGGUGUAAUUUGGAUUAUAUGUCAUAAAUCGACAUGAAAUGUUGAUGUGAAACCCGUAAAGAAGUUCUGGUGUAGCUGCUAUCAGAAAUCAUAUCAUUAGUCCAGAGGAGUCCAGCUGGGUUUAAUUAAUGUGUUGUGUGAUCUCAGAAUAAGUAUCUCAUACAAAUGUUAAUGGAAGGCCCCAGAGUGAGGAAUAGGAUUUGGCAGUAAAAAUAUCCUAAACUUUGAUCAACCCAAACAGCAUAAAUAAAUACGUUAUUAAAAAUGGAAAGGUUAUGUCACAACUGGAGAUGGUCUAAUAGACAGAGAAAGCUAUUAGAGGAAGAAGCAAGGGCAACUCUCAACAUGAUGCUCCCAUCACCAUGCUUCACUGUGUGGAUUCUGUUCUCAGUUUUGGGUUUCCACUAAAAAUAGCACUUAAGAAAAAUUAAUCUCAUAAAACCAGAGAACAUUUUAGUCCCCAACAUUUAGUUUUUUGUUUUUUUUCCCACAAACUCCAAAAGGGAUUUCCUUAUGGCUCACCACACUUGAUUCUCUGAUUAGUGCUCUCCUUAACAAUGUGCUGACAUUUGGUGAAUACAUUUCUUUAGGCAAAAUCCCACUGAUACCCUAUUCUGUCCAUUUUUUUAGAUAAUGGAUUUAAAAUUGCUUUGCAGGAAUGCUCAAACUUCAUUUCGAGAUCGCUUUCAUUCACCCUGACUGCUACUUUCCCAAGAUGUUUUCUGGACAUGUUUUGCUUCUUGGUCAUUAUAAUGCUGUUUUUUUUUAAGCUUUUUAAGCUUUAAUGAAUCUGGAGCCUUCCAGGAACAGGUGUAGUUAAAUUGAUAUCAUAUGAUCAUAUAAUUGCACACAGCUGAACUCCAUUAAACUAAUGAUGUGCCUUCUAAAGGCAACUGGUUUCCACCAGAACUCAUUUCACCAGAACUCAUUUCACAGCAGGGUGUAAUCACAACAUUUUAAAUAGUUAUUUGUAAAUAAUUUUGAAGAUUAUAUUAACAUUUGCCCCCACUUCAAUACUAUGGGCUUUUUUUAUGUAGAUUUACUGCAUAUAAUCCUAAUUAAGCCCGUUUGAGUUCUAGGUUAUAACACUCCCAAAUGUGGAAAAGUUGAGGAACGUGAAUACUUAUGAAAGGUAAUUUAUGUGCCACUCUCAUAAAUCUUGGUGCCUUUUGCCUAUCCACCUCAACAAUGUCAACUGCUUUCUUAGCUGGUGGAUUAAUAAUGAUAAACAUGAAGAAACCUUAUUUUUUUUUAUUUUUUAUUUUUUUGGUUUUUGUUUGUUUGUUUCUUUUGGAUCAUAGAAGUGAUCACUUUGGCUCUAGUGUUCUGGAGGGAAAACCAAAAAGAGCCCAUAAUUGUGAAGAUGUAGGGUUGAAUGUGGGCUUUCAGCUCUAUAUCAUUUCCUGUUUACUGAUGCCUCAGAGCCCCUGUACUUGACUAAUUACCUUCUAAGGUAAGGAAAAAAAAAAAAGGUAAGACAGAGGUAGCAUUUAGUGUCAAGCAGACAGACAGUCAUAAUGCCUGAAUAAUACAGUCACGAGCACGAUGAGCACCAGCUCGGAAGAAAUAUUUAAGCAAGUAAAAAUGAAGGUCUCUGAUUUACACAUGACUCUUCCAACAUGUAUAAGCUGUAUAAAUGACUAAGUUAUAAGGGCAAAAUGACUGCUGUAGAUCAAGUGCUACCAAAAAUCCUGCUAAAGGUUGUUGCACUACUGCUUUCCUGAAUUGGAAAGGGCUGCUUUUUUUUCGCAGAGUAACAGUACGUUUAGAUAAAGAGAAGACAAGCGCUAAAAAAGUAAUAAAUUGAUGGAGCCAAAAUGAUUUGAUGCAUUUUAUGCUUCUUAGCUUAUUUAUUCUUCAGUGCAUUCUUUUUUUUUCCCAUGACAACGAUGUUGAGAGAGAAUUUUUUUUUUUUUUUUUUUUUUUAAACUGUCAAACAUGCAUUUGUAAUGUGUGGAAGGACUCUGUAUUUUAUAUAUGCAUAUGCAAAUUUUAACAGCCCAUUAAUAACGCCUAUUCCUUGAAUGCUCUGUUUCAAGGGCCUAACCAUCACUGUGAUCACAAUCCUCAUCCUCACGCACUGUAACCCAUAGCCUAGCACUAAACUUAUGUUACUUUGACAAACAUUGUCACAGGCUUUUAUUUUACUGUUAUUUAUAAAGUGUCUCGUAUGAGAAUCUGAGUCAUCCUGAAGCCAUCACUUAAUGAAGGACAUUGUACAACCCUGUUGGAAAACUAAACAUGUUAAAUAUGUGUAAAAGUGUACACCUAUUCAACGGAAAAUCCACCAGACUAAGGGCGUCAAUAUGAUAAAUGUCUACGGUGUAUAUGCCCUUCCAUUAGUUAAACUGUUUUAAGUGUAAGAGGAAAUGGGGCUCAGUAGGUAUGAUCAUAGUGAACUAUUUCUCAUGAUUUCAGAUGAAUAAAAUAUUUGUAUAAGCCA
Hemibagrus wyckioides is the source of this 6638-nucleotide messenger RNA. It is a transcript of the gene stim2b, whose product is annotated as stromal interaction molecule 2b. Gene Ontology annotation, cellular component: plasma membrane; endoplasmic reticulum. The transcript is spliced from 12 exons. Gene Ontology annotation, biological process: store-operated calcium entry; activation of store-operated calcium channel activity; intracellular calcium ion homeostasis. The coding region runs from base 1407 to 3572 and encodes 721 amino acids. Lineage: Eukaryota; Metazoa; Chordata; Actinopteri; Siluriformes; Bagridae. The record is from RefSeq and is a predicted model, not a curated record. Gene Ontology annotation, molecular function: calcium ion binding; calcium channel regulator activity; protein binding.